Suillus plorans is the source of this 564-nucleotide messenger RNA. RefSeq lists its product as uncharacterized. The transcript is spliced from 3 exons. The record is from RefSeq and is a predicted model, not a curated record. NCBI's taxonomy places the organism in Eukaryota, Fungi, Basidiomycota, Agaricomycetes, Boletales, Suillaceae. Bases 112 to 465 code for a protein of 117 amino acids.
UAAUUGUCAGAAACGGGCCUGAUCAUGAACGUCAGUUUCUUUUGAUGCCAAAUACUCGGACAUUGCUCCAUUCGUUGGCCUGCAACCUCGGUCCUCUACGGAAAUUCGGUAAUGCUCCCUCGUUCCCAAAUUCAUACUACGCUUUUCAAAGACAUCACGAUGGAUAUGACUGUUUUACUGAUUCAACAUGGUACUUUUGCAAAACCAUACCACAGGAGAAGCCAGAUCACGCUUCCUUACUCCUAUCUUCAAUCGCGCGGUAACCCAGUUUGGUACUUCUGUCCAGAACAGUUCAGAGUUCAUGCACGGCAUUACAACAAGACGCAGGAUUGUAUAUCAUUUUGGGACAUCUGGCGCCCCACGGCCGUUUACGUGGAGGCCAAACUGCAAAUCGGAAGUGAUGAAAAUCGUUUGAAUGCCGUUGCCCUAGUGAUGACGGAAUGUGACGGUCAGGCAUUCCUUUAACAUAGGAGUUCUCAUCAUGUUGUCGAACCCACAGCUUGCGACUGGAGCAACAUGCAAGUCAAUAUUUUUAUGUCGAUCUACAGCAUGCUCUGCGACAGA